Messenger RNA from Lymnaea stagnalis (great pond snail), 1032 nucleotides. The record is from the annotation of a GenBank genome assembly. NCBI's taxonomy places the organism in Eukaryota, Metazoa, Mollusca, Gastropoda, Lymnaeidae.
UCACCUUGCCCAACAGGAUUCACUGGGGAAAAGUGUGAGAUGAUUUGUCACUGUCAGAACGAGGCUUGUGAUGUUAACGGCCACUGCACAGACGGAUCAUCGUGCACCACUGGGUGGUUUGGUGCGGCUUGUCAAUAUCGUAAGUUGAAUACAACCGGUCGAGUAUGGGUGAUUACUAAUAAUAGCUUUGUACCUUAAAAUGUGACCUAUUGUGCUCGGCGUCUUUCAAGAGAAGUAUGAGGCACCUCACGUCUGUCAAGAGAAGUAUUAGGCAACUCACGUCUUUCAAGAGAAGUAUUAGGCAACUCACGUCUUUUCAGCCGCUUAAUUGGAUACGUUUCAAUGGUAAAUUAGUAACUUAAUGUUUAGACUGUAUUUAAAGUAUAUGUUCAAUUGUUAGUAGUCGUUGAAAAAACUUUGUGAUUCUUUGUUGUGUAUUAUUCACUAUGAUAUAACGAGCUAGGCUACCCAAGUGUUAAAUUAAAUGGACAGCCUACUAGACAUAUUUAUAUAUUUGUUAAUAAUUGUAAAGCGCUUAGAGCUUUAUGAUAAGCGCUAUACAAAAAUGCCUAAAUAAAUAAAUAAAUAAAUAUUAAAUUUACAUACUUGAUGAAACAGAUCGUAUAUUUAAUCCGGUGAAUAACGACCCAUGAACAACGUGUAGAAGAUUCUGAUGAACGAAAUCAAUAAAUUAUCUGAAGCUUGACGGCAUCCAUAGACGCAUUAGGUAUUGCUUAGCCAAAACAAGUCUCCUAUCAACCAAUGCUGUGUUAUCAGCACACGUCUCUUUGUCUGCAGACAACUACAUUCCAUGUAAAUAUGGCUACAGUUUAGAAGCAGGUAUAAAUAAUUCGAUACGCACAGCUUGAGAUAAAAUCGUCGACUUCAAAUCUUUUAGGCGAUGUUGCAAGCUUUGCCCAGGGCCUCAACGAACUACUCACAGACAACGAAGACUCCACAUGCUACAAGUCUGAUGAUAAAAGUAUUGAGGCUAAGCUGAGUAGACCAUUGCACUUCUCCUGGAUUCGGCUC